Messenger RNA from Nymphalis io (European peacock), 1476 nucleotides. Its product is annotated as lachesin-like. The record is from RefSeq and is a predicted model, not a curated record. The transcript has 10 exons. Lineage: Eukaryota; Metazoa; Arthropoda; Insecta; Lepidoptera; Nymphalidae. Bases 1 to 1158 code for a protein of 385 amino acids. Gene Ontology annotation, cellular component: neuron projection.
AUGUCUUGGUUAAAAACACGCAUACGAAAAUCUAAAGAAUCGCUGUUUCCUCGCUUCGUGGAACCCGUGCCUAACGUUACGGUGACGGUCGGAAGGGACGCCCUCCUUGCGUGCGUCGUCGAGGAUCUAAGAGGAUACAAGGUCGCGUGGGUACGUGUGGACACUCAAACAAUUCUUAGCAUCCAUCAUAAUAUAAUAACACAGAAUCCGCGCAUCAGUCUGUCGUACAACGACCACCGCUCCUGGUACCUGCAUAUCAAGAACGUACAGGAGGUGGAUCGCGGCUGGUACAUGUGUCAAGUCAACACCGAUCCCAUGCGCUCUAGGAAAGGCUACCUGCAAGUUGUUGUACCACCCAUGAUUAUCGACAACAUGACUUCGACGGAUAUGGUUGUCCGUGAAGGAACAAAUGUUACCAUGGUCUGUAGAGCCACAGGUUACCCUGAACCCUAUGUCAUGUGGAGACGAGAAGAUGGCCAGGAAUUUAAUUGCAAUGGUGAAUCAGUUAAUGUAGUAGAUGGAGAGAAUCUAACUAUAUCUAAGGUAUCAAGACUUCACAUGGGGGCAUAUCUGUGUAUCGCUUCCAAUGGCGUGCCGCCUUCGAUCAGUAAACGAGUUGUAUUAAUGGUACAGUUCCCGCCGAUGUUAUCGAUCCCGAAUCAGUUGGAGGCUGCAUAUGUAGGGCAGGACGUUACGCUGGAGUGCCACACAGAGGCCUACCCAUCCUCUAUUAACUACUGGACCACGGAUCGUGGAGAUAUGAUCAUAUCUGGCAACAAAUAUGUAACAGCAUUAAACGACGAUAGUUAUAGUCGAAAAAUGAAACUGACUAUACGUAAAGUAUCGUCCAGGGAUUUCUCAUCUUACCGAUGCGUAGCUAAGAACUCCCUCGGCGAGACAGAUGGUCUUAUUCGACUUGACGAAAUUCCAGCUCCAUCAACAACAAGUACUACAAUUAAUUACGUCCCGACAUUUCCUCAACGAAAAAAAGGUAAACACAAGAACCGAUGGCGAGAUAGUUCUGCAGAAAAUAGAGUAAUAGGAGAUUACGAAGUUGAAGAAUGGAAAGAUAUCGAUUAUGAAUCAACUCAAUCGUCUAGUUCUUCUAGCAUUCAUGGCUUCAUAUACAGCACUUUUGCCGUGGUACUUCUUAGCUGACACGUCGUCGAAAACUUCAAAAAACUCUUGUAGUGCCAAUUGAUUGAAGUGUCUGUAAAACUAAUUCUGUGAACAAGAAAGUAUUUUUCAUAGUUGUUAUUCUGUAAAUAACUACUGUAAAUGUAUGUGUAACUGUUUCUGUUUAAAAAUAAUUCAUUAAACAUCGAAUAUAUACUUUGUUUCAAAACAAGUUUAUAUCUGUACUACUGGGUAAAGAAACUUAUCCACAUAUAUGUCGGUACCUAAGUGCGGUUUGUAAUUUCAGGGCAUAAGUGAAAUGAAUUUCCUAGACAAGAGCAAUUAUAACUUAAAACGAUU